Rotaria sp. Silwood1 is the source of this 1902-nucleotide messenger RNA. The record is from the annotation of a GenBank genome assembly. NCBI's taxonomy places the organism in Eukaryota, Metazoa, Rotifera, Eurotatoria, Philodinida, Philodinidae.
AUGGCAUUGAAUUAUGAAACUUUAAUACGAGCUGCUAGUAAACCACCAGAUCAACGGACAACAACUGAAAUAACAGAUUUUAUAUUUCCAUGGCUUAAACAAUCAUUAAAAAAGAAACAAGGAAUAUUUCAAAAAAUUUCUGAUGAUGUUAUUCAUGAUAUAUGUAAAACAAUUAUGUUGGAACGACGUCCAGCAUGGGACGUCGUUAUUCGUCAAGGAGAUCCAGGAGAUACAUUCUACAUUAUUUUACAAGGUUCAGUAAAUAUUUAUCGUUUUGAUGAAGAUGGUCCAAAACAAGCUCCACUUGCCUUUGAUACUAUAAAAGAAUUUUCACAACUCGAUCAUGAUCCUGAUAAACGUGAAGAACUUAUAGCACAAGAAUUUGGUAAUUAUAUUGUUACUUUAGUUGGUGGUUUUGAUUUCGGUGAACGUGCACUUGUAACAAAUGAACCACGAAGUGCAACAGUUAUGACAAUUACACCAACGGAUUUAUUAGUUGUUGAUCGAGAAGUUUUUAAUCGAACACUUAAAGCAGCACAUGAAAAAGAAUUACAAGAAAAAACUGAAUUUAUCAAUCGAUGUCCAUUAUUUUCUUCAUGGUCACCAAGACUUAAACGUCUUGUUAGUCUUAGUUUAGAACGAGGUAGAUUUUCUUAUGAUAGUGCACUUUAUAAACAAGGUGCACGAGCUGAUGCUGUUUACUUUAUUUGGAGUGGUGAAGUUAAAAUAAGUAUGGAUCCAUUAUUACAUUGGUUACAAUAUCCAUAUCUUCUUCCACAAUCAGAUCCUAUGAGACAACGUGCUCUUGACUUAUUUUUGCCAAUGCUUCAACCAUCUGAACCAUCCAAUGUUCAUAUUCCAUCAACAGUAAAUAUCAAUAGUCAUAGAGAAAGUUAUGCUAUAAAACGACGUCAUAUGACAUUUGCUCAAGCUGAAAAAGAACGUGCUCAACGAAUAUUACAGUUAGCUCUAUUAGGUGCAGGUGAUAUUAUUGGUCUUGAAUCUUAUGUAGGUGAUUUAGCAACACAUGUUAAUUCAGCUCGAUGUACAGCUCCAUGUGAUUUGUUUUAUAUAUUAAAACAUAAUUUUGUUCGUUUACAAAAACGUCAUGGUGCACAAGGUUUAAGUGAACGUUUACGUGAAAUGGUUGUUCUUUCAUUACAAGCAUAUCCAUUACGUAUUAUGGAUUUACCAUUAUUUACUGCUUUAAUGAAAAGACAAUUAGCACCACCAAUUACUGAUGAACAAGCACAAUAUCGUAGUAAACAAUCAUGGCUUUUAAAUUUAAAUAAUUCAUCUCAUUCGCAUACACGUCGAUCAGGUACAACUCUAUAUGGAAAUGGUAAAGAUCGUUUACAAGGAACUACAACUAAUUUUCGAACAGAUACACGUUCAUCUCGACAUAGACGAUUGGGACAUGCAGCUACAAUACAAUAUUUAACAAAUGAUCAAGUUCAUGUUGAAAAAAUUGAAGAUCGUCUUAAAAAAUGGCAUGCAGAAAUGGGCGAUGAUGCAAAAACACAAAUAAGACCAUUAACACGAUUUAACAUUGCAUGCACAACUACAAAUAAUAUAAUACGAACACCAUCGCAUGAAAAACUUGAAGUUCAACCAAAUUCUACUGUUGUUUCACCAAGCCGAGUUUUCUAUUUUGAUCAAAAUAGUAUAUCCGGUAGUGGUGAUGAAUCGAUUGUUCCUGUGGAACAACUUCUUGUAAAUCUAGGAAAUACCUUAGACAAGCCAAAAUCUACAUAUGCUACCAAUAGUUCUUCGUAUUCUUCAAAAAUUAGUUUACCUCCCAUACAUAUUUAUUCAGUACAAGAACAAUAUGAAGAUCUACGAGAUACUUUAAAACAAGCAUGGAAAAGUUUUCACAAGCGAUCUAUUCCAACAAUUAAAUAA